CAGUGGCACGCAGGACAGCACCGCGUACUCCAAUGCACUCGUUCCAUAAUCUACUCACCCGCAAUUUUCGUGGAAUCUUCUAAUAUGCCCUCUGAGAAUACACACAAUGCAAUCACCGACCUCAAACAAGAUGCCUCAGUCGCCCGCCCAGUCCUCCCCGAUGACGUAAACCUGGCAACCCCAAAAGAUCCAACAGAAUCCCAAGAACCUCAACCAACUCAGGGACCACAAGCGACCAAAGAAUCUUAUGACGACUACAUUAAAAAUCUGCCACCGCCAUUCUGGAUGAACAAGGCGCCAAAGACGAAGGCAGCAAACGACGAAGCGACCGCGGCUAGAAUCAACGCUGUAUGUGCGCCAGUGACAGCCGAGCAGCGCGAAGAAGAUGAGCGUCUGAAAGCUAUGUCUUGGCGCGAGCGGUGGCGUGAGCGCAAAGCGAGACGAGAGAUCGAAAAGAAGAAUAAAGACCCCGAUUUGAGACCUGUAGAAAGGGGGAGUCGAGCACAGCUAAAUGUCUUUGGUGUCAAUACUAGGGAGAAGCAUGGAAAGCGCUGA
Periconia digitata is the source of this 555-nucleotide messenger RNA. The record is from the annotation of a GenBank genome assembly. NCBI's taxonomy places the organism in Eukaryota, Fungi, Ascomycota, Dothideomycetes, Pleosporales, Periconiaceae.